This is a messenger RNA of Larimichthys crocea (large yellow croaker), 602 nucleotides long. It is a transcript of the gene acyp2, whose product is annotated as acylphosphatase 2, muscle type. Gene Ontology annotation, molecular function: acylphosphatase activity. The transcript has 4 exons. The record is from RefSeq and is a predicted model, not a curated record. Bases 202 to 429 code for a protein of 75 amino acids. NCBI's taxonomy places the organism in Eukaryota, Metazoa, Chordata, Actinopteri, Sciaenidae.
UUUCCUUUAAAAAACUGCAGGAAGACGUGACCAUGUUGGUGCAGAGACGCAGACAGAGUUGGUCUCUGUUCAGCCUCGUCGCCUGGGUACAGUUUUUGUUUCUUUCACUCAGGAUGUCUGACGGUGAAUCAGCAAGAACUAAACUGGUGUCGGUGGACUUUGAAAUCUUCGGCCACGUUCAGGGUCUGAGUCUGUUUCAGAAUGUACACAGAGAAGGAGGGUCUCCGGCUGGGUCUCGUUGGGUGGGUGAAGAACACCUACAGUGGGACGGUGGUGGGACAAGUCCAGGGUCCUGCUGCCAUGGUGGAGGAGAUGAAGGUGUGGUUGAGUAAAGAAGGAAGUCCAACCAGUCGGAUCACCAGAGCGUCCUUCAGCAACCAGAGGACCAUCGACAAGCUGGAGCUGUCCGGCUUCAAGACUCGCUUCUGACCGACCAAUCAAAUCUUCAUGUGUAGAGCUAUUAGAGUUUAUGUCCACGCUCUGUCAGUGAAGACUGUCCAAUGAGGUCGGAGCUCGUAGAAGGUUUGAGUCCACUCUGGAUAAAAACCUGAUGUUGGUAUGUUGAUGAUUGUAUUCAUAAUAAAAUACAGAUAUUACUGCAA